Abrus precatorius (Indian licorice) is the source of this 1200-nucleotide messenger RNA. RefSeq lists its product as uncharacterized. The record is from RefSeq and is a predicted model, not a curated record. The transcript has 3 exons. Lineage: Eukaryota; Viridiplantae; Streptophyta; Magnoliopsida; Fabales; Fabaceae. Bases 1 to 1200 code for a protein of 399 amino acids.
AUGCUAUUGCUACCAAGCACAUCAUACUCACUUUAUCAAGAGCUAAGAAAUCCUAUCAAAACAGCCACUUUUGUGUCUGAAAGUUUUGAAUUGCGACCAGGAACAGUUGCAUCAAAAACGUUAAUGAAUAUUGAGUUUCCAAAAGGUCAUAUCGGAAUUAAGAGUUUCGAUGCUGAACUUGUUGAUCAAGAAGGGAAUUCUAUACCUUUGUAUGAAGCUUAUCUUCAUCAUUGGUUUGCUAUAAAAUACUUUGAAAAUACUACCAUGGCACACAAUCCUAAGCUUCAUCACAGUCUUCUUGAUGGUUUCAUUUACAAGAGAAAUGACGGCACAUGCAAUGACUUUUUACUUCCACAUUAUUGGGGCUUUGGAAGUGAAUCACGAGGAACAACUUCAAACAUUCCAGAUCCUUUUGCCGUAGAACUGGGUAACCCUACACAAAUUCCAAAUGGGUAUGAAGAGAAAUGGUUGUUUAGCAUCAUGGUCAUUGAUACACGCGGUACACAAGAUAGGAAAGGUUGCAGUGAAUGUAGAUGUGACCUUUUUAAUCUUCCAAAUGACUUUUAUAAUGUAACAAAGGACAUUCAUGGUCAACCAUUGACCACAGAUUAUAAAGGAGGACUCUUUUGCUGUCAAGACAACCUAACAUGCAAACUAAAAGAGGGUUUUCAAGGUCCAAAGAGAAAUCUUUCUUUAAGAUACAAAAUAAGAUGGGUUGAAUGGGACAAAUACCAAGUACCUCUUAAGGUCUAUAUACUUGAUUCAACUGAUAAAAUGAGAUCAAAUGGUUCUCACACAAUUCAUGAUUGUCAGGCAGAGUACACCAUUUUGCCGAAUGGUAGUAGUGACUCUCUUCAUGUCCAAAAGGCAAAAAUCAAAAUGGAGAAGGGUGGUUAUCUCAUCUAUGGCACUACUCAUAUGCAUACAGUUGUUGUGAAUGCAACUCUAUAUGGGCAGGAUGGAAGGACUUUAUGUACUUCAACACCAAAAUAUGGAACAGGAAAGGAACCAGGAAAUGAAAAUGGUUAUGCUGUUGGAAUGUCUGUUUGUUAUCCGCAACCAGGUUCUAUCAAAAUUAAUGAUGGUGAAACUUUGACCAUAGAAUCUAGAUAUAGAAACGAGUUUCUUACUGGAGCUAUGGGACAUUUCUACAUUUAUUUGGCAGAGAGACUACAUGAGGAUAUUAAAAAUUCAAUGUAA